UGUAACAAUAUGGUUAUUAAUAAAAGAUAAAAUUAACAUCUAUAUAAAGUAUAUAGAUAAAAUUUAAUAGCAGAAUUUUUAGUAUCAUUAAUGAUUUUUUAUAAGUUUGUGGAUUAUUUUUCACGUAUUUUCUGAAUAUAACAAUGGACGAAAAAUCUUCAGAUAAUGCCAUUUCUACACAAAAGUCAUUACCACCUUCUUAUGAUCCUGGUUGGAAUGACACGCCAAAAUGGGCAUCCCCAUAUCCAGGAAAUACAAAUACACCUACAAAAAGAAUACUGAACAAAAGAGUUCCAUUUCCCUUAAUUUCUGGGGAAUCAGCAAGAAACAAUACUGAAUAUCAGUCUCAUACUGCAGGCAUGUCAUUACCACCUCCUCCCCCUUUAGAUUUGAAAACAGCACCUCAUGCACCUUUAAUAACUCCUUCUGAUACAAGCACACAACUUACUUCUAUGGAAACAAAACUUGACAAACAACAAGCUCUAGUUGAUACAAUGGCAAAUUUAGAGUUUAUAAUUAAAAAAUAUGUGGUGGAAAGUAAAAUAGAUGAAGUGCAAAAAAGACUAGAUUUAAUGAAAUCUUGUUGGCUUGAUAAUAAAUUAAAUAAUUUUAUACAGCAGAAAAUACUUGACAUUUCAAAGGCUUUAAAAGAAGAAGAUGUUGAUAAAGCAGACAAACUUCAUAUUGCAUUGAUGAUAGAUCACACCAGUUUGUGUAGUGCUUGGAUACCUAGUAUUAGGCACAUAAUUUCAGCUUUAAAAGAAAAAAAAUUAUGCUCCAAUGAUGUAUAAAUAUAUGGAAUAUAAAUCUACGAUAAACUA
Messenger RNA from Vespa crabro (European hornet), 821 nucleotides. RefSeq lists its product as uncharacterized. Gene Ontology annotation, biological process: regulation of transcription by RNA polymerase II. The record is from RefSeq and is a predicted model, not a curated record. NCBI's taxonomy places the organism in Eukaryota, Metazoa, Arthropoda, Insecta, Hymenoptera, Vespidae. The transcript has 3 exons. Gene Ontology annotation, cellular component: nucleus. Bases 144 to 791 code for a protein of 215 amino acids.